Molecule: messenger RNA, 1038 nt
Organism: Penicillium pulvis
Lineage: Eukaryota; Fungi; Ascomycota; Eurotiomycetes; Eurotiales; Aspergillaceae
Product: proline racemase family protein
Exons: 1
Coding region: 1-1038 (345 amino acids)
Molecular function (GO): 4-hydroxyproline epimerase activity
Source: RefSeq, a predicted model, not a curated record
AUGCCUUUCUCACGCUCGCUUACCGUCGUCGGCUGCCACGCAGAGGGCGAAGUUGGUGAUGUUAUCACCGGCGGCGUCCUCGACGUACCAGGCAAAACAAUGCAAGAAAAGCUCGUUCACAUGUCCACCAAAAAAGAUCACUUGCGCCAACUUCUUCUCAACGAGCCAAGGGGUCGAGCAUCCAUGAACACAAAUCUCAUUCUCCCACCCUGUGAUCCAAGAGCCGAUGCAGGAUUCUUGAUCAUGGAAAGCGAGGAAUACGCCCCUAUGUCCGGAUCCAACAUUAUUUGUACCACAACUGUCCUUCUAGAGACCGGCAUGAUUCCCAUGAAAGAACCCAUUACCGAGAUAGCUUUGGAUACGGCGGCCGGACUGGUGACCGUCACGGCCGAAUGCGAGGCCGGAAAGUGCAAAACUGUCGAAUUCAACAACGUGCCUUCAUUUGUGCUUGAACUUGACUACAAAGUCCCGGUUCCGGGUCUCGGAGAGGUGACCGUUGAUAUCGCUUAUGGAGGCAUGAUGUAUGUGUUGGUUGAUGCCGCAUCUUUAGGCUUAAGGGUCGACAAUCAAGAAUCUCCAAAACUCGUGGAAAUUGCGGAGCGCAUUAAGCGAGCGGUUGAAGUGGCCUACACUCCAGUUCAUCCUGAAAAUGCUGGUAUAACGGGCUUUAGUGUUUUGGGAUUCACAGAACCUGUGAAAAUAGAAGAAGGAUGCAAGACUUCUGUCAAUGCUGUGGUUGUCUCUCCCGGACGAUUCGAUCGGAGCCCCUGUGGCACUGGAACAUGUGCUCGACUAGCAGUUCUACAUGCUCGAGGCCAGAUAAAAGAGGGAGAGAUUUUCAAGCAUCGUAGUAUUCUAGGGACUGAGUUUAUCAGUCGAAUUCGUGGUACAGCAACAGUCGGGAAAUAUCCUGCUGUUCUACCUACGGUCAAAGGUCGGGCUUGGAUCACAAGUUUCAAACAGGUCGUUUUGGACUCGACAGAUCCGUUCCCAGAAGGAUUUCGUAUAGGUGAUCAAUGGCAUAUGCCGCCAAAUUGA